Penaeus monodon (black tiger shrimp) is the source of this 1684-nucleotide messenger RNA. RefSeq lists its product as uncharacterized. The transcript has 5 exons. The record is from RefSeq and is a predicted model, not a curated record. NCBI's taxonomy places the organism in Eukaryota, Metazoa, Arthropoda, Malacostraca, Decapoda, Penaeidae. Bases 255 to 884 code for a protein of 209 amino acids.
UCAAGCUUUAACCCAAUCUGACCCCCUCCUUUCUCCUCCCUUUGUGUAUUUCAGAAUGGCGUCAGUGUUGCGAUACAGGGUACCCCCCCGCCAACCAGUCAGGAAACCUCACUGUAUUGAGAACUUCGCCAACUUCCGUACUUGUCACUUGGACCAGACAGUCACCACCUCAUGUCAAGUAUGAGGUUACUUACAAGCCCACCAAUGCCAAGUACCGUGUGGUGGUGGAGGUCCUCGCCCCGCAGAGUUCGGUGAUGUUGGAGAGACUCCUCCCGCUCACCCAGUACCAAGUUCACGUGUCCAUCAUCGCCAACAAUUCAGCGCUGUGGACUUCGCCAGUUGUCACAUUCCACACCACGCGGGACGACGUGUUCCAAGUCUUCAACAACAGCACGCCCACGAUCAUUGACGCCAUAGACGUGAGCGUGGGCGGCAUCGAGGGCAGUGAUGUCACGCCCCUCGAGAACCUGGGCGCCCUGGACCAGAAGGUGGGCCUCGUGAGGGUGAGGGCGGAGGAGGUGGGGAUCGUCCUCCUCGUCCUGGCCGUGUGGAUGUUCGCCAUCGCGCUCUUCUUCAACAGGUGGGGCAAGAUCCGCAUGUUGGAGCCCUACCAGGAGCCCUACAAGGAGGCUCCCCCCCAGCUGCUGCAGCACCGGCCCUCCUGCCCCAUGGCGGACCCCUACGCCCUCCCCACCAACCCCCUCAAGAUCGAGCAUAACGGCAGGAACCGCCCACGCCAGAAUUCGGUCUUCGUCGGCAGGACUCGCUCGCUAAGCCUCGAGGUCCAUCCGCCCAGGAGAGUGAAGAGUGCCCUCAACCUGACCACCAUGGUCCUCCAGGAGAGCGAGGAAGAGGCCGGGGGCGUGGCCACCACCUUCACCUAGUUCCUGCUUGAAGAGACGUUGAGAGGAAGAGGGAGAGGCGAAGUUGAGGAAUUGGAGGAGCUUCUACGCAGGGGAGGAGGGGUGGGGAGGACCAAGCUCUCCUCCCUCCUCCCACCUCCCCUCUGGAUCCCAACCCCCGACGAAUCACAUGAUCCUAUAUGCACACUUCGUAUUUUUAAAUGUUUGUUGGCAAUGGCUGAAGGCAGCGUGCAUUGUCAUUGUUACGGAUGUAAGUUAUGAAUAAACACACAUAUCGUCAGAGGUAAGGAGAAAUUAGUAUGUAUAUGAAGCCUCGACCAAUGGGUAUGCCAGUCAGGGUUAGGAGGAAACAGCUUUAAGAAUAGAGUUAAGUGAGGUGGAGAAUUAUGAUACUUUUUUUUCUUUUCUUUUCUUUUUUUCUUUUUUUUUUAAGAAUGAAAGGAUGGGUACUACGGAAUGGGAGAGUUUCAAUGUGAUAGGACUAUAAUGAGGAUUGAAUCCUAUUUUCAAAACUACUAGGAUAAUGUUUUCUGUGAAUAGUAUAAAAAAACAAGAAAGCUAAAAAAAAACUAUUGUAUUCACAGAAAGGAUUUGCAUAGGUCUUUUAGUCUCUAACAUUUCUAAGCAUUUCUUUGUUGUUGUAUAUAUUGCUGUACAUAAGAAUGUUCAAGCUAUCAGAUGUUAUAUUAGUGACAUUUUAACUUUGGCCGAAUUAAUCUCAACAACGCUAUUUUCUAGGUUAAUAAUGUCUGUCUAUGAUUAAAAUUUUACCUGUUUAUCCAUGUCCAUCAAAAGGUCAUGCUCAUCGUCUAUGCCUUUAU